AGACCAGUCCUUCGGAAGUACGGAAAACGUGAAAACGGCAGUCAGUGCGUUGUGCGUGAGCGCGUGCGUUCUUCGGAGUCUACAACGAGGUCAAUUUCCACUGACUUGGGUGGGUUGGAUGAUUGCAUUCGGUUCGCUGAACAGACUUCCUUGUGUUUGUAGCGCCAUAGAAAUCCAAUCGAGGGGGGUUCGCUCCAUCGAAUUACUAAAAACCCAGUGCUUAUGACUUGAGUGCAUUCGUUCCGACGAGCGUGAUGGAUUUUCUAAGGCUGCAGUUGAAUUGCGUUGUUGCUGUUGAAAGUGGUUCGUUUGGUGGAAUUUGAUAUGAAUUCGAUGGAUGUGAAAUUUGAUUUGAUACGGUGAAAUGUUGAAGCUGCUAGUGAAGUGAGAUACAGCGUGAUAGUAAGUGACAAAGGCAAAGAAACCCAGUAGUGUGCAAAGCAACAAUGGCAAAGGAUUCAACAUCGAUCACAAGUGAGGAUAUCAACCCACAUGACCCGAGCGGAGCCAGUGGCGGUAGCUUCGAGACUGAAGAUGCGAGGACGCAAUCAAGGCGAGGACUCUGCAAGUGGUUCAACGUGAUCAAGGGAUGGGGAUUUAUAACGCCGGAUGACGGUGGACAGGACGUGUUUGUUCAUCAGAGUGUUCUUCAAAUGGAGGGGUUCCGGUCGCUGGGGCAAAACGAGCCUGUGGAGUUCGAAGCCAAAUUGACUGAUAAGGGAUACGAAGCGACCAAGGUUUAUGGACCGUCGCAAAGCCAAUGCAAAGGCAGCGAGUUCCGGCCAAGGGCUAAACGGAAGUACAGAAAAAUGAGAUGCUAUAAUUGUGGAGAGUUUGCCAAUCAUAUUGCUCAAAUGUGCGCCUUAGGUCCCCUGCCGAAACGGUGUCAUCAUUGCAAGGGCGAGGAUCACUUAGUAGCGAACUGUCCGAAUAAGCCUGCGACGUAACAGCAACUGCUUGCUUCAAACACCGAAGGCGCUACCAGAAUAAAGGAAAAUUCCAUAGCAGGGCCAGAUACCAAUAAUGAUUAUCUCCAAUGGAUAAAACAUGGUUGGAAACUGCGCUCAUGGGUUUGUGUCUUUGCUACAGUCAACGCAACAUAAUAUACCUCAUAUGCUCAGAAGACCAUCGCUCACAUACACAAACCGGCAAGCAUUAUCAACAUACAGUACAAACGAUAACCAACGAUUCCUAAUUGUAGAAAAGUACAAUUCACGAAAACCUGAUUAUGAUGGACUGCAAAAAAACGUAAAUGUUCCAUACUUUGUUAAAUGCAAGAUAGACUAAGAACAGUUUACUGAGUACAUAAGUUUCGACCCUUUGUGUGAAGGAUUGUGUAACUUUUUUUGGCACCUUCCUUUUCACGUGUUUUUUUUUUUUCUGCCAAAUGUUUUUUUUUGUAUUUUUACAACCCCAUAAUAAACGUAAGUUAGUUUUAAGACAUCACCAGACAGGCGUGUGGAGUUUAUUCCAAUAUUAGACGUAGACCGUGUGUGGAUUUCAACCUGGCUUGGUGGAUGGCGAUGAAACGGAUGAAUGAGAUGCGGAUGUUCGUGUAAAUACAGUAUGUGCAAUCAAUGCAAGUUCACAAGAGACAACGGAAACCAUUAACACGCUGACCGAUUAAAAUCAUAAACGAUUCAAAACCAAAACCCUUAUUUAUGACGGAUUGAGUUUUAGACUUAUGUCGAAGCAUUCUGGUAGAAAUAAUAACUGAAAAUAGAAAACAAAAAUCACUAACCUUCAUCUAGAGUUACUAGAAACAGCAUUCUGGUAUGUGUAAUUUAAGAUGCUACCAUGGGAGCGUACCACUUUUUGUAGUCACUAUUAUAGCUAAGAAGCGAAGAGUUUGAACUAAUAAAAAUUUUAUUAGCUUUA
This is a messenger RNA of Armigeres subalbatus, 1878 nucleotides long. It is a transcript of the gene lin-28, whose product is annotated as protein lin-28 homolog. Lineage: Eukaryota; Metazoa; Arthropoda; Insecta; Diptera; Culicidae. Gene Ontology annotation, molecular function: mRNA binding; zinc ion binding. The coding region runs from base 447 to 947 and encodes 166 amino acids. The record is from RefSeq and is a predicted model, not a curated record. Gene Ontology annotation, biological process: pre-miRNA processing. Gene Ontology annotation, cellular component: nucleus; cytoplasm. The transcript is spliced from 5 exons.